Molecule: messenger RNA, 843 nt
Organism: Colletotrichum chrysophilum
Lineage: Eukaryota; Fungi; Ascomycota; Sordariomycetes; Glomerellales; Glomerellaceae
Exons: 2
Coding region: 1-843 (280 amino acids)
Molecular function (GO): catalytic activity
Source: RefSeq, a predicted model, not a curated record
AUGCCAUUCUUCAAGCGUAACGACAACAUUUCCAUCUUCUAUUUGGAUGAGGGUCCUCAAGAGGCUCAAUCAGUUCUCCUCAUCCCAGGAAUUACAUGUGACCUCCACGAUUGGAACUGGCAAGUUCCAUUUCUUCUAGAACACGGGUUCCGUGUCAUCACUCCAGAUCCUCGAGGCCAGGGCCGUUCUUCCGCUCCGGCUCCGACUCCGGACAUCAAUGCCUAUCCCGGGCCGGAUGCGGACCCUUCAAUCAUCGACUACUACCCACAAACCGCUGCGCAAGACUUCAUUGCACUUCUUCGGGAUCUCAAUAUCAAGUCCGUUAUUCUGAUCGCUCACUCUCUUGGUACUGCCGUCGCUUACCAUCUCGUGUCGGUGCGUCCCGAUCUCACCCGCGCCAUGGUCAUCCUCGACCCGCUCCAUUCCGUCCCCGCUGCCACUGCGGAUGAAUACCUCGCCGACCCUACAAAGGUACUCCAAAACUUGGCCAUGCUCUUCGGCCCGGCUCUGUAUCCUCCAACAGUGCCCGCCUGGCAUAACACCUGGAUUGGCAGGCGUGCCGCGCAGGGGGAUAUGGGAGUUAUCCUCGCACAGUGUUCUGCCUGCUUGGGAGACCCCCAAGGAACUGGUCGACGGGAAGUGUCCGUCGCACAGCAUGAUGGGAAGAUUCAAUGCCCACGCCUGACGCUGGGGAACAGCGAGUUCUGGCUUAGCACGGAACGACUGGAUGAAGUUGGCCUCGUAGAGCAUUUAGGACACUGGUUCUUCCAACUGAAGAGCGAAGAAGUAAAUGAGCGACUCAACAAGUGGUUCGUCAAGAUUGGCGUCUUGUCUGACUGUUGA